AGACUAGUGAUGCCGGUCAUCCGGAUUUCUCGUCGGCUGUGCGCUGGCGUUAGUUCUCGUUUGAAGCGUAUUUUUGUUUGUGAACGCGUUUUGGGCUGCGAAAGAGCCCACAUACUUACGUAGGUUUCGUCGGUUUCGUUCGCAAAUGUUUCACUCGCACGUUCAAAUCGCAGCGAUCGUAGGGGAAGGAACAGCGGUGCGGUUGCUUUGAGCCGGACCUGAUGAAUUUCGCUGCCAAUGCGAUUCAAUGCCAAGGAAAUCGCCGCCGUCGCAUCACAGCCGUCGUACAAAUUCGAAAAGGAGGGUGUGCUUUUCAUCAAGGAGCGACAGGAAGGACUCUUCAGGCGAAAUGAUGUCUUCACGGAACGGUGGUGCCGGUUAAGAGGCAACCUUUUCUUCUACUACAAGACGAAAGACCCGUGUUCUGAACCGGUUGGAGUGAUUGUUCUCGAGCGACAUUCUGUGAAGGAUGGCCCCAUUUCCGGAGGCCUCUAUUGUUUCACCAUUGCCUUUGAAGGGGACGAGCUGGCUACACACAUGGCAGCCCAAGGCUCGUCGGAGCGCGAGGCAUGGACAAGCGUGCUACGAGACUCUAGCUACGAGCAUGUGCGCGAGGAAGUGCAAAUUCUCCGUGCUCGUCUCCUGUCACGUCAGCGAGAGUCCGAUCCUGGCCUGUACAGCUGGCCAUCUGGGAAGCGCUCGCAGGAUGUGGACACGUCUUCUAGCAAAAAAGACCCACUUCAAAAUGAGCCAUUCCUUGAACUUGGGCUUGCAUGUGACAACUUGCGCUGCGACGCUGAUGGCCAAGCCCCCAACCCACUUGUUGUCGUUCUUACUGGAAGGCCUCGGCAUGGACUGUGGAGCAAGUUUUCUCAGACAGAAGUUGUUGAAAGGAGCAGCAACCCAUGUUUCCUGACCACUGUGGGAUUCCUAAAGAAGCAAGCAUGUGCAACCACUGAAGUCAAGCUGUGUGUUUACGAUGUCAGGGAGCGAGUCACGUCCACUAAAACUCUGCUAGGUGAAGCCACAUUUGCACUUGGCACACUAGUCCAGAUGCCUGGCUGCUUCCUCCGUCUUGCCCUCAUAUCACCGUCCUAUGAAAAUGUGGGUUUUGUGACUGUGACUGCUAGGGAACUCGAACCUGAGCUUAUGGUGACAAGCAAAAAGGAUGCACAGGACCUUUUUUGGCCUACGGCUGACCGACGGCGCACAUACUCGUUGCCAGCGUGCAUUCCACGUCGCGCCUGCACCCCGUUGCACGCCCAGCUCCGGAUUAUUUUUGAUGGCCUCAGCUCCAAGACAUAUCGUUUCCACACGGGCCUGGGAGCCGAACUUCGAGUGCAUGAAAUCAUGGCCGAGAGCAAGCUGUCCUUCUCCUUCCCACAGUUGCUCCUAAAUCUGUGGAUAAAUGAAGAAAAGCAGCUGAUGGACACUGUCACUCAUCUAAGAGAGCUGAGUCCGGAGUGGCAAGCCAAGCAGCUUUUAGCCAUAGAGAGGCAUCUGAUGCGGAUCAACACGUAUUCAGAGGCCCUGGAAAACCUAGCCAAGCAGCGGGGGGCCUACUUCAAACCGUCCGUAUCCAAAGGGCUGGUCUCGCUUGAGUUUGCCCCUGUCAACAUGCACCUGCAGAGGCUUUGGGUCCACAACACAACUAGCCACAAAAAAUGUGUUUAUGAUGUGGUCACAGUGGGGGCAUUCACUGCGUAUGCCCAAAAGUUCUCUCAUGGUGGCCUCCAUAGACUUCUCAAUCAGCUCAAGAACGCCUACCCCUUGCUGCAGCGGGAGGGCCAGCCGUCCAUACUGGGUCCUGACCGGCUAUCAACAGCGGCUCAGGCGGUGCUCAGCAUCGAACAUAUCAGGGAAGACAUUGAAGCAGACGUCCAGCAACUCAUGCAGCUGGCUGACCUCAAGGAUAUCACAGGCAUGGAGGCUGCAGCUACCAAGAUUAGUGACAAGGCCAAGCAAUUGACAACACUUUGCAACCCAACAUUAGUUGAUGAAGCCCUGACUAUUUGGGAAGGGGCUCGUCUUAUCCAGCCAAGCAAUGACAUUUCCGGUGCUGGUAAGACCUCUCCAAAGCGUGCCCAACGGCCUCCACCAAUGGCACGACUCAAGUCAGCAUCCUUACCACGAGAGUUUCCUGCACCACCCUGCUCAUCUGGUUCCCCAUCUGAUGAGUCCUCUGGUGAUGAGGCACCCAAUGAUGCAGUGUCAGUUAAUGGAAAUGUGUGUGGAGCUCAGGUUCGCCCCAUGCCUCAGCUGCAUAAAUCGGACUCUAUGUAUUCAACUGAAGAGUCUCGUUUUUCUGGCCUUUCGGAAGAGUUUGAGCCUCUUGACCUGACUCACCUAAAUAUCCGUGCCAGCAUCAUGUGCAUGGUGGGGAGGGUGCAGCAUCUGGCGCAUGCAGAUGAUGAUCAGCAUGCAGACGAUGCAGAGCUGCUUGACCCCUUGACCCCGUGCAGUACACCAGGUGACUUGUCACCCUGGCAGGCUGAACUGGCGCCGAGUGUGCGGAAGCUGCGUCAAUCUAUGGCGUGCCUCCAGAAAGUGGCCCGAUUCACUUAUGCAUUGCUUUCACUCAAGGAACCGCCACCAUCAGCAUCUCUGAGCUACACUGUUCGCCAGAGACGGGAUAUCUGCUUCUCCCAUGCGCUAACGUCUCUAGUGGCCGGCCUCAUGUCCAAACUAUGGUGCCAACAGGCAGAUCCUCUAUUUGUGCACUGCCUAACCACGUUUGGAGUGCUUGCCCAGUUCACCGGCCUCCUCAGUUGUCAUGGAGAUGAGCUAGCCAUGCUUGAAGACAUGGUUAUAGCCAUAGAUGACCUCCGACGUGUUGCUUUUUGGCUUGAACCAGCUACCAAUGUCUGCAGCCCGAAGCCACGCGUUGAAGGAAGCCGUGUCUUCCUGUCAGUGCUGAUCCCAACACCAGACACUGUGAUGGCCAAAGUGCCACACAGGGGCCGCUUCCAGUUCAGUGUCGUCCCAGUAUUCUUCAACGUUGGCAUUAACGAGCAAGCUACACUGGCUGAAAAGGUUGGCGACCAGAGCUUUCAAGAACGCAUCAAUCUUGACGGAGCAGCAUCACUCAAGGAGUACCACAAGCAGUUUCAGAAAUUUCCCAUUCCAAAAAAUGAUACGCCGAGGGCUCGAAUGGCGGCUGUUGCUUGGGCCAUCACAGAAGAACGCAGAGCCCGCAGUAAGAAUUUGUGGGUGGGACGCAUACAACCCCGGGAGGUGCCUCUGAUGGAUGUGAUAGAGCAACUGCAAACCCAUGUUCGCGCUCGUAAGAGCAAAGAUGUUGAGAUUCUUCAUCUUGCAAUGGAGGCAUGUCGUCGUAUGCGAGGCCUACGCUUCACGAGCUGCAAAAGUGCCAAGGACCGAACUGGCGUGUGCGUGACGUUGGAACAGGGGCAGAUUCUGCUGCAGGACUUUGGUCUCGAUUCUAAGGAAGUGCCCAGAGCAGUGGCCUGCAUGCGAAGUGAGGGCACGAGACGGCACAACACCUUCAAGAAUGUUGGUAUGCGCAAGUACGCCUUUAACAGCCUGCAGGUGAUGGCGCUGCCCAAACAAUACCGCCCACCACCAGGGACCUUUGGCAAUGUCCAGUCCUAGUGGCCCUUCUUCUCACUGACUGGGCCGCAUCCUGCCAGCUUGCCAGCUCUAGAUUUCGGUGGCAUGCCAGUAACGUAUGCCUAGAAGCACCCAAGUCCACUCAUCUCUCCAAUUUUAUCAUCGCUGAUUGUACACCAGCUGUAUGUGAUCCAUUACCGUUUUAGCACUCUUGCACAAAGUCACAAGAUGCAUGGUAAAGGGGUGAGAUGCCAUGAAGCACACCCACUCUUUAUUGGGCACUGUACCUACUGAGGUGUUCAAUGUGCAGUCCGAGCAGCAUGUUUGCCAUGCUAUGUUCAAGGAAGUUAUGCUGAAUUGAUGAACAACCCUUAUCAAUCCCAUAAUAAAGAUGUGGGAUGGGUAUUGAAAGCAUAAAGGCUCAUUCACACUGGUGACUUAAGGAAGUCAGGCAACCAUUUGUGACUGUCAACCAGAAAGCGACUGAAGGCGAUCAAUGCUCACUCCACCAAGUGCGGACGACCAGCUUCCAUCUUCUCACAAUUGCAUCCUCAAAUAAAAUAAGUACUAUCAGCGUUUAGAGAUGUACUGUUCCUGUGCAUCUGAUUGGCUCAAGGAUUCUGCGACUGCGGUCGCGUGACUGAAAAAUAGAGCACUAAGUGACUGGCCCAAAAUGGUCACUUUUUGAAAAAAGUGACCAUUUGCAACUGGUCACUUUGCAGUCAGCUUUGUUGCCCGACCACUGUCAGUCGCUGGUGUGAAUGAGCCUUAAGGAAUUAUUGGGGCUGGACUAUCAGCGUCGAUGUUGCUUAUAGUGCUGUCGCCUCAGGCGUUUGGGUGUCGUGGUUCACUAGAACGAGUGCGUUCAAUUCUGAGAGACCUGUAACAACAGUCAUGGUGCAAUAUUUGUGGUUGUUAACACUGCACAGUUACCUGCAUUGACUCGAAACCUGUGACUUGACUUUUCUGUUUUAUUUUUUCUUUUAUUAUUAUUAUUGUUAUUAUUAUAUAUCAUUAUUUUUAUUAUUACUAUUAUUCUGUGGUGGAGUGCUGUUUUUACAAGAGAUGGCUGAGGUGCGCGGGGGGCGCACUUGUCGAAGGGAUAAUGAUGUGCAAAUAUUAUGUCAAGCUAAAGUGAUUGAUGCAUCGAGGUAUCCAGGGGUUGUAUUCUCGAGCUAUCACUUUCGGACCAUAUGAUCAACUUUGCGAGACACGAGAACCUUCAGCGUGUAUGACGAACAGCAUUUCUGGUGCCACGCCAAGCUCGCCAUCCUUGCGCAGUGCGAGGACUCGGCACAGCACCAGAAGUGGCACCAUUUGUGGUGCGUCCGAUGCUGGUACCGAGUAAUGUGAAAUCACGGGAAAGUGAUCAUGUCCCCGAAAGUGACUGCUCCAGAAUACCACCCCAGGAUAUCACUUUCACCGAAGACAGACUUGAAAGCAAGAAGAUUGACGUAAACACUGGACAGAAUUGUUGCCGCCGUUGGGAAAAUAUUGUAUACCAGCUUCUACUAUGUAACGCUCCCCUUUGCAAUUGGCAAAAUUUUUUUCAACCACAGAAAAUUUUUAAAAACUUUGUUACAAUGCAUUUUGACAGAAAAGGGGUGCACUUUGGCCAAUUUUAUCAGAUUUUCCUACAGAACAACUCACUGGUGUUGCUGAUAUGCUUCUCGCCACUCUGUUGACACCUUUUACAAAAAAGUGGUACCCUCUGUGUGCAGGUGUCUUACCCGAAACGGGCAGCAGUGCCUGGCAGCAUAUAGUUUCAUACUAAAAGUACUAGAGGUAAAUCUGGCUUGAGUGUCAAUGCGUACCAUUAGUACACCGUUUCAUUCAGCUUGGGAAUGAUGGGUAGUAUAUGGGUUUACUACAAAUAAUGUAAGUUUGGGCAUAAUUGAAUUUCAUUGAGCCAUUUAGCACACAAAAAAUACGGGGAUAGUAUAAAAGUUGUAGACAAAACGCUUUGGCAGAGUGCUUUGUCUAUGUCUUUUAUACUAUCGCUGUGUUUUUUAAGCGCUAGAAGACGAAAAUGGUUUAUUCAACUCCGUUAUUUUGGUUUGUUGCUUUAACCUAGUGUUAACAUCUCAAAUCAGCUGUAUGGCAAUAAUCAGCCUGAUUUACCCUUUUAAUUUUUACCAUCACAUUGCUUUCAAGAUGUUGUAACAUAGCUAAAAUGUCCACCCAUGAUGAGUUGCACUGUCCGAAAACCACGCAAAAUACUUGGCACACAUACUCAGAUGUGUUGAGACUUAUUUAUGAAGACUUAUUUAAUAAAGGAAGUUGUCAAGCUUAAUAUUCGGCUUCUCCAAAACAAUGUCGAGCGACUGUCAUGGAACAUGACAUAGUUUAACCACAGAAAACAAUAAGAAGAGCUGUAAUUUGCUUUCUUGAUGAUUCCCAUUCCAAGUUGUAGAAAGGUCUAUGCACUGGCUAUCACAGCCAUGGCAAUCAAGUGACUGCAGUGCCAGGUUUCCCGCUAGUAAAUUUAGUAGGAAAACGUAUGCCUGGUGGGAGCAUGACCUCUGAGAUUGCAGGCACAGCUACCUAAGAGACUCUAUUUCUAGCAAAGAUUUAGAAUCCCAAAAGAAUUUUCUGGCGCCUUCAGUGCAAAUUUUCUUUUCUACUAGGUUGUCUCUUGUUGUAAAGCAAACAUUGUGGGUUUUCUAGAAGGGUAGUCUGUCAGUCUGGAUUGAUUCAAUGAUUGCCUUUGGUGUCCCUUUAAGAAGGAUGAUUUUAUAUGUCUCAAAAGAGCAGUUUCUUUAGAAGAACCGUGUGUGUGGCAGCAGAGUGUGAAAAUUGAUUGUGUGCAAGCACAGAGACCUGAGGAGGGCAAUGUAUUGUAUUCAUACCUUGGCGAUGAGAGGUUUUGUAAAGCUGUAGUUAUUUAGGACAAGUGUUUCUCUCAUGUAGUACCAGAACUGUCUGGAUUUCCUUUUUUUUAGAUGAAAAGGUGUGGUGUGCCUGCAGGAGAUUUCUUACCCUGCACUUUUGCACUCUCCAAGUGUGACAUUUGCAAGGUUUUGGAGGCUAUUACUGUGAAACUUUAGACUUUAGGUUAAUUUACAAUUGAAGUUAAGAGAUAUUUAUGGAAUAAAACAAGCCUUCAUAUGUUCUUGAUCUGCUGCAGGUAAAAUGCCACAGUGCUUUCACAAUGUGUGAGUUUAAAUAUUGGCAGUCUUUAUAUUUUGUGUAGGGGUAUUGUGUUUUAAUUUUCAAGAAAAACACUUUCCUUUUAGAAACUUGCUAUGGUACUGAUAUAGUGGCCAUGUGUGUCCAUAUCCUCGUGUAUUAUUGUUAUUUUUAAUUUCUCUUCUAUAAGAACCAAAGCUCAAUCUAAUAUAUGCCCUCCAGUUUGUUAUGCUUGAUACUUGAAAGAUAUAGAAAAUGGUGCCAAUAAUGUUGCACGUGCUUUUUAUGAAGAUAUUGCGAGUGUAACUGCACGUCACCGUUGCCAUAUUGAUGCGUAGCUGUAAUGACAUUGUAAAUCCUUAUGUUUUUGUAUUAUACGUAUAUAUAGUUGUAUAUCUUUAAUGAGAGCAAGCAGUUGCUUGGUUUUCUUAACACACACUACUUCUCUUGAGCAUUCUAAUAUACUAGUCCCUUUCAGUGUGAGCACUGUGAUUGUAAGUGUGUGGUUUCACAUUUUUGUUGCACAUAUUAUAAAGUUUAUAUACGAAAAGGGCCGAUUUUCUUCGAGCCAGUUUUGCUUUUGUUGCAACUAUAGUGGACUCCGUUCAGACAACAAUGAAGGACUUUGGAAACCUAUUUUUAGUUUGUGCACUUUUCAGAUUCACACAAAUGCUCUUAAUCUGUGUAACUAAACCAAAGUUCUCAAUGUGUUCAGCUUAUCUGUUAGUUAAUGCUGAUGGAGUUUACCUUGAACACUGUCUGUCGUAUUCUGUGGGCACAUCUUAGCCUCAAACUUAACUCUGUACAUAUGGGUCAAGUUGCUACCAUUAGCAACUAUACUUUGUCUCAGUAGUUCUCUUCAGCACUGUGAAAGCUACGGGUAACCUCAACCAAUAAGAAACAUGAAUAUAUAAUGAAAUACGUGCUGGAGUGCAUUUAUUCUUUCUUGUCGUCUGCCUAUCACCUUUGCAGUGUCAUCUUACGAAGUCCCUUCCCAUGCACACACACGCACAUACAUGCACACACAUAAAAAAAAAAAAAAUAUGGGAUUUUACGUGCUGGAACCACAAUCUGAUUAUGAGGGACGCCGUAGUGGGGGACUCCGGAAAUUUUGACCACCUGGGGUUUUUUUAACCUGCACCUAAAUCUAAGCACACGGGUGCUUUCGCAUUUCGCCCCCACUGAAAUUUGGCCGCCGUGGCCGACACACAGACACAUGAAAUACAAAGCAAUGAUUAUAUUCCUAAUUGUGUUACAAUGUUAUAAAUGAGGAGGUUGCACCACUGACAGGAGUAAACACGUCACGCAAACAUGAUGCACUAGUGAUGCACUUGAUGGGGACCACGUGGCCAUGUUCCUUGAUGGUAUCAGCAUUUCAGCACUUGAGUUCCUGAAUUAAAUAAUAUACUGGGGCUAGGGCUUAUAAUAGUGGUUCUUUAUGAUUUUUAGAAAACAUAUGGCAAAAUAUAUUAGAAGAGUACCACAAUAAGUGGUUUGGUGGUGGUACUAAGUUACGAUGCGGCAGAACACACCUACACUGCCCCAUUACACCUCACAUCUUUGUCAGAGCUGGAAGGGACUGCUGGGACAGAGUAACAUGUGGCACUUUUUGUUUAGUGGCUUUGUUCUCUUUUGCCCCCAUUCUCUCACUCGCAAAAGGCGCACACUUAUUUUCUAAUGCUCACUGCAGCUGCGUCUUUCGUGCGCGGCUUUCACUCUUGCCAUAAUACUAGCCAGUCUCUGUAAGUGUUGUUGGGGACGCUUGUUCUGUUACAUCUUGUCAUUUUGUUUUUAUACAUCUGAAAAUGACUUGCGCACUUUGUUGUGUGAGAACACCAGAGCUAUGUGUACGAACACUGUGCUGGAGUAAACAAUUCUUUAUUCA
Molecule: messenger RNA, 8584 nt
Organism: Dermacentor andersoni
Lineage: Eukaryota; Metazoa; Arthropoda; Arachnida; Ixodida; Ixodidae
Product: inositol polyphosphate-4-phosphatase type I A-like
Cellular component (GO): cytoplasm
Molecular function (GO): phosphatidylinositol-3,4-bisphosphate 4-phosphatase activity
Source: RefSeq, a predicted model, not a curated record